AAAAAACAGUUUAUGAUCCUUGAUAUCAUGAGGUCAUGCACUAAUAAGCUUAUCCUUCUGACUUUUUAUACAAUAACUCUCAUUUUAGUUACAGAGAGUCGAAGAACAAUACCAUUGAAAAAGGAGAAACAAGAGCUCGAGAAACUACUCAACCAUAUUAAUAAACCAGCAAUAAAAAGUUUCCAAACGAAACAUGGUUAUAUAUUAGACUGCAUCGACAUUCAAAAGCAGCUAGCCUUUGAUCAUCCUUCGCUCAAAAACCAUUCUAUUCAGUUGAAGCCUACAACCAUACCUAAAUGGACAAGAGAUAAAAUCACUUCUCAAAAAUCAAGUUCUCUACCAUUUCGACAAGAUGAAGACAUAAGUUGUCCGCUUGGAACAGUGAUUAUUAAAAGAACUACACUUGAAGAACUUAUACAAAUUCAACGUAUGAAAUCUUUAGGGUUUAAGUAUACAACUUCAGAAGACAAUAACGUCCUCAAUAUGACCAGCCGUCAUUUUGCGAUAGCUGAAUACUAUAAAGACAAUUAUGGAGCAACGGGAAACAUAAAUAUAUGGGAUCCGCCUGUCGAACCUGAUCAAUUUAGUCUUGCAAGUAUAUAUGUCGAGAACGGCCUUAGAAACAAUUUACAAAGCAUUUCAGCUGGAUGGAUAGUGUCCCCGAAACUAAAUCAAAAUCAUAGUGGCUUAUUUACAUAUUGGACGGCAGAUGGGCAUGAGAAGACAGGUUGCUACAAUACAGUAUGUCCCGGAUUUGUACAAGUGAGUAGCAAGUCGGCACUUGGAACUCUUGCCAAACCAGUUUCCACUUAUGGUGGUGAACAAUAUUAUUUAGAAGCCAUCAUUUAUCAGGAUAAUGUUACAGGAAACUGGUGGUUUUUGCUAAAGAACGAGCCAGUUGGGUAUUGGCCAAGAUCAUUGUUUCAUGUUGAUGGUUUAGCUAAUGGAGCAAGUCGGGUGUUUUGGGGAGGAGAAGUUUUCAAUGCAGUGAGACAGAGCACAAACCCAAUCAUGGGAAGUGGACAUUUCCCACAAGAAGGUUUCAAAAAGGCAGCUUUUGUGAAUGGUCUUAAAGUGAUCGAUCGUGAAGUAGAAAAAAUUAGAAGUCCACCAACUAAAGAUUUAAUAUUAUUCGCAAACACUCCAAAAUGUUAUAAAGUCGAAACAAAAUCAGGGGUUGGUGAGGAGUGGUCUAGUGCAAUUUACUAUGGAGGACCAGGAGGAUGCAUAAUUACUUAACAAAUCUUCAAGUGUAUCUUCUAUUUUUAUGUGUUAAGGAAAGAGUAAAACAGAUGUUUUCAAAUGCUAUAAGCCUAUAAUGUUAAAACUUCUUUUUACAUCUUCUUUAUUUAGCGAAUACAAUAUUUCAUAUGCAUGUUUCUCAAGUCUUAUUAUGGUCAUGGAGAUAUCAAGUCUUAACGGUUUGAGAAA
Molecule: messenger RNA, 1431 nt
Organism: Arabidopsis lyrata subsp. lyrata
Lineage: Eukaryota; Viridiplantae; Streptophyta; Magnoliopsida; Brassicales; Brassicaceae
Exons: 7
Coding region: 13-1239 (408 amino acids)
Source: RefSeq, a predicted model, not a curated record